Messenger RNA from Papaver somniferum (opium poppy), 4042 nucleotides. RefSeq lists its product as uncharacterized. The record is from RefSeq and is a predicted model, not a curated record. NCBI's taxonomy places the organism in Eukaryota, Viridiplantae, Streptophyta, Magnoliopsida, Ranunculales, Papaveraceae. The coding region runs from base 1348 to 2556 and encodes 402 amino acids. The transcript has 6 exons.
CCUUAUCUCGUCUUUCUCUCUCAUUCUCAUCUGAGAAACAUUUUCUUCUCAUUCUCUCUUAGAUUUUGAAGAUAAUCAACGACACCUACUUGAGAGAAAUUUAUUAGGGUUGCUUAUUUACUAGUCAGGUUCUGAUUUCAGAGAAUUUAUGAAGGCUCAACAACUCAGAGCACAGUAUAAGAUCUCAAAUCUCCUGCUCUUACAUUAGAAUGUCAGGACGUCGUAUAAAUCCUCCUUGUAAAGAAUGGUUCACUGCACGUAAGGGUUCACCGAGGUUUACUGAAGGUGUUAAAUCUUUCAUUCAAUUUACAGCUGACAGUCUUGGGGAAAAUAUAAAUCAAUUUCAUUGUCAUUGCAUGAAAUCUCAGAAUUAUAAUAGUCGUCCAAAAACUCUUGAUGAAAUACAUGGGGAUAUUUUUGAUCAUGGGUUCGAUGUAACAUACCGAAUAUGGAUCCAUCAUGGUGAGAAACCUCGUGAGAAUAAUUCUACUGUUAGAGCUUUCGCGUUACCCACUAAUAAUGUUGUGAGUGAAGCUUCUUUUCCGAGAAUGGUUGACUUGUUCUUAGACACACUAGAUCGCACUGAGCUUGGUAACCAUGAAAAUGGUGCUAUUGAUGAAGAUGGUUCAAAUGCUAAUGUUGAAGAUGGUUCUGGUGCUAAUGUAGAAGGUGGUGCUGGUGCUAGUGUUGAAGAUGGUUUCGAUGCCGAUUUCAGAAAGAGGAUGUUGGAUGCAUUACAACCCCUGUAUCCAGAUUGUGGUGGUUAACAUACAAAACUGUCGACAGUGAUUGAGUUGCUUAGUUUGAAAACAAGGUAUCAGUGUUCCAAUAUUUUUUUUUACAGAAUUAUUAAAAUUUAUGAAAACUAUUUUAUCGGAAGGGAACACGUUACCAUCUACAUGUGUUAAAGCUAAGGGUAUGCUCAAGCCAUUUCACUUGCCGGUCGAGAUUAUCCAUGCUUGCUCUAAUGAUUGCAUACUUUAUCGAAAGAAGUAUGCUGAUUAUGAAGAGUGUCCUAAAUGUCAUGCAAGUAUAUGGCAAGUACCUCCUGAAGGGAGUGAUCCAAAUGCUAGAAAAGUACCAGUGAAGAAACUAAGGUUUUUCCCAAUUACUGAAAGGUUACAGCGUUGGUAUGGUACUCCGUGGAUUGCUGAGCAGAUGUACUAUCACUCUAAUGUUGAAGAAAGUAUUACACACAUGCGACAUCCUGUGGAUUCUUCUUCUUGGAAGUCAAUUGAUAGGAAGUGUCCUGAGUUUGCUGCUGAGAAACGUAAUGUGCGUCUAGGACUAGCCACUGAUGGUUUUAAUCCUUUUGGAAUGAUGACUACACACAGUACUUGACCCAUCAUGGUUUUUCCUUUUAACCUUCCCCCAUCAGUAUGCACGUCAAAAGAUUUUACACGGUUAGCACUACUUAUUCCUGGUCCAAGUGGUCCCAAUGGCAACAUUGAUGUUUAUUUGCAGCCCUUAAUUGAUGAGUUAAUUGAGUUAUGGUUAAAAGGAAAGCUAACGUAUGAUGCGCACACAAAGACUUCCUUUACAAUGAAAGCAAUUUUAAUGUGGUGUAUACAUGACUAUCCGGCUUAUGCGUAUAUGUCUGGUCUGCGAACAUCUGGAAAAUUUGGUUGUCCGGCAUGUGGUGAAGAUACUGAGGCUCUGAGGCUGAAAUGGGGUAAUAAGUUUGCAUACAUGGGUCAUAGAAGAUUUUUAAGAGAUCGGUCUCACCCUUACAGACGUGAAACCGACAAGUUCAAUGGAUUUAAGGAAGAUAUGGGUGCACCAAUUCGUUUUAGUGGCAUUGAAUUGUUUGAUAGGACAGCAACACAAAACAAGGAAUUCAGGAAGAUGGUAAAGCGGUCACUAGUUGAUUCUCCGUAUUCGAAGAGAUCAACUCUAUACAAUCUGCCAUAUUGGAAGUUUCUGCAACUUCGUCAUAAUGUGGAUGUGAUGCAUGUAGAAAAGAACUUUGCAGAGAACAUGUUUGGGACUUUCAUGAACCACAAGGAUAAGUCUAAGGAUGGGGAUCCAGCGCGCAAGGAUUUGGAAAUGCUGAACUUAAAACCUGACUCGUGGUUGACAGAAACAAAUGGUAAAGUAGAACGCCCCCCAUCUCCUUAUUGCUUGCCUAAGAAUGAAAGAGAACUAGUCUGUAAAACUUUUAGCAAACUGAAAUUUCCUAUUGGUUAUAGUGGAAAUUGGAAAAACAAAGUGGAUAUGAAAGAGUUACAAUUUAAGUGUUUGAAGUCCCACGACUACCACAUGCUUAUGCAGGGUUUGAUGCCAAUUUUUCUAAUGUAUUAUUUCAAAGAUCAUAAGCUUUUGCGUGAGGCAAUACGUCAAUUGUCAUUGUUUUUCAAAGUUCUUUGUUCUAAGGUUAUUGAUCGUGAAGCGCUUCGUCUAAUGCACGAACGUGUUGUGGAGUCUUUAUGUGUGUUUGAGAUGUACUUCCCACCGGCUUUUUUUGUUACGAUGACUCAUCUUGUCGUACAUUUGGCCGAAGAGGCACUAACAUUGGGACCAGUUCAAUUUAGGUGGAUGUACCUUUUGAGAGGAUGAUGAGAACAUACAAGGUUUAUGGUCGGAACAAAAACUAUAUUGAAGGGUCUAUAACUGCACAAUAUGAGGUCGAUGAAGGAGCGCGCCAUUGGAUGGAGUUCAUUCCUGAGGGUAAGCAAAAGUUUUAUAAGUGUCAUGGAAAGAUAGCAUUGCACGGUGAGGUUUACAAAGGUCCAGAACCGCCUAAUUCACAAGGAAAACCAUACCAAUUAACUUCCUUACAACAUCAACAAGUUCGUCUUUGGGUAUUGAGACAUUCAGAAGAAAAUAUUGAAUGGGAAGAGAAAUACAAGCCAUACAGUAGUACUUUUAACCGAAGAUCAAGGAGCAAGCGUCAGGAUUACAUUCCCUGGUUAAGAGAUCAACUUCUAGGCACUCUCAUGACAUAUUUUCAUAGGCUCGUACUUGGCCCUCCCUUCAAGACAGUUUUCUAUAGAGCGUAUUCGGUGAAUGGUUAUCUGUUUUAUACAUCAGAGGCAGAGCAAUAUAUGACUACACAAAACAGUGGAGUGACCAUGGAUGCCUUCACCAGCUUUAGAGCAAGCGCCAAAGAUACCAACUUGGUGGGCGAUGAUACUUCUUACUUUGGCAUUGUGAAAAAGAUACUUGAACUCGAUUAUGAAGAUUUCACAGAAGUUGUUUUUCUCUGUGAUUGGGUCCUGGUCGAAGACAAAACAACUGGAUCAUAUGUGGAUGCAGAUACAAACUCGAGGUUCGUCAACUUCGAAAAGUUUAAGAGAAACUCUAAAGAAGUUGACGAACCGUUCAUCCAUGCUUCUCAAGCUGCCUAAGUCUUUUAUUGCGCUGAUGAGACUAGAAAGCAUUGGCAUCUUGUAUUAGAAUCUCCCAAGAGAUCCGGCCUAAAGGUGAAUGCUUAUGAAGAUCCAUAUGUGUUUGCUGCAUCCAUGAAUCAACCUUCUUUCUUCAACAUCUUUAGAUGACGACGAGUAUUGGAUGGAGAUUAGAGUGAAGGUGGUGCAGCUGUCUGGGUUCCUGCACCAGGGAGAGAGAUUUCUGGAAUACAUGCUGGUUCUUUCUACAACCUGCCUCAGGGACAACACAUAGCAUUUUCUCCAUCUCAAACUGGGCAUCCAGCCUUUGCUGGGAUAUAUCACCCAACACAGAUAAUGGGAGGAGCACCUGUUCACCCUCUGCUUCAGCAGUCUCAAACCAUGGCUGGAGCUGUUGAAAUGGUAGGACCUCCUGCAGGUGUUUAUCAACAGCAGCCUCAAUGCACACAGGUGAAUUGUACCAAUACUUACUGAAAUAGAAAGAAGUUUCGUUAUAUUUUUUGAGUUCAGAAUGCUCAAGUAUAAUUAUAACUUAGAAUGGUGUGAAUUCAGUACCCAUGUAAAACUUUUCGUGGUUUUUGACCUAACUAUCAGCUCGAUUAAUAUAAAUCGAGUUACUGUUGUAAACACAUUUUGAAUUUGGAUUGAAUGGUGAAUGUUUUAUUAUCAAAUGAGCAUCUAUUAAAGUUCAUUUU